Pseudophryne corroboree (corroboree frog) is the source of this 4096-nucleotide messenger RNA. RefSeq names its product DEAD-box helicase 10 (gene DDX10). The transcript is spliced from 18 exons. The coding region runs from base 157 to 2766 and encodes 869 amino acids. The record is from RefSeq and is a predicted model, not a curated record. Gene Ontology annotation, molecular function: nucleic acid binding; RNA helicase activity; ATP binding. NCBI's taxonomy places the organism in Eukaryota, Metazoa, Chordata, Amphibia, Anura, Myobatrachidae. Gene Ontology annotation, biological process: rRNA processing. Gene Ontology annotation, cellular component: nucleus.
AGGUCUCUGAGUGACGUCAGCAGUGUGCGACUCGCACAUGUGCACUCCCCGUGGCCCGGAAGGCAGUGAUCACAGUGCAGGGAUUCGGGUCUGGCUCACACACCUGCGGGGCGGCUGGAGCAGUCUGUGACCGGUGAUCAGGAGCAGUGUGUGACCAUGGUGGGGGAGCCUGGAAGGGGCAAGAAGAAAUCGUCUCUGAUCAAUGAUAGGAAUGACCCGGUGAAGAACUUCGAGCGCUGGAAGAGGAAUUACACGAAGAAGGCGGAGAAGUGUAAGAGCCGGAGGAAGCAGAACAAGAAGCCGGAGUGGCAGAUAGAGAGGGAGACCAUCGGCCGCCUGGUGCAGCGCUACAGCGAGAUCAACCCCAGUGAGAUUUCCAGAUUCUCAGACUUCCCCUUAUCAAAAAAGACUGUGAGAGGUUUGGUGGAAGGUCAGUAUCGGAUACCCACAGAGAUACAGAAGCAAACCAUAGGUUUAGCCUUACAGGGGAAGGAUGUCCUGGGAGCGGCUAAAACCGGAUCUGGCAAAACUCUGGCGUUCGUUCUUCCUGCUUUGGAAUGCUUAUACCGCCAGCAGUGGUCAGCAGAUGAUGGUCUAGGGGUCCUGAUCAUCUCUCCCACCAGAGAGCUGGCCUACCAGACCUUUGAGGUACUCCGGAAGGUGGGUCGGAACCAUGAAUUCUCAGCAGGACUUGUCAUUGGAGGAAAGGACUUGAAGCAGGAAUCUGCCCGCAUUCAUCGUACAAAUAUACUUAUCUGCACGCCUGGACGUCUCUUGCAACACAUGGAUGAAACAUCCCUUUUUCAUGCCAGUAAUCUCCAGAUGCUAGUACUGGAUGAGGCUGACCGCAUAUUAGACAUGGGCUUUGCAGACACCAUGAAUGCCAUUGUGGAGAACUUGCCUAAGAAGCGACAGACCCUUCUCUUCUCUGCGACCCAAACAAAGUCCGUGAAAGAUCUUGCACGCCUGAGCUUGAAAGACCCAGAAUAUGUGUCUGUUCACGAGAAGGCGAAAUUCAGCACCCCCGCGACUCUAGAACAGAACUACGUUGUCUGUGAUCUGCCCCAAAAGAUCAACCUCUUGUUUUCAUUUGUGAGGAACCAUCUGAAGAAGAAGUGCAUUGUGUUUUUCUCCAGCUGUAAAGAGGUUCAGUACUUAUUCCGCGCUUUCUGCAGGCUGCGGCCUGGUACCCCUGUAUUGGCGCUGCAUGGCAAGCAGCAACAGAUGAAGAGGAUGGAGGUAUACAAUGACUUUGUGAGGAAAAAGGCGGCUGUUCUUUUCGCUACAGACAUUGCGGCUCGUGGGCUAGAUUUCCCAGCAGUUGGCUGGGUGCUGCAGCUGGACUGCCCGGAAGAUGCCAACACAUAUAUUCACAGAGUUGGGAGAACAGCCAGAGUGUCCUUGCUGUGUUUCUCUUCUAUCAGGUAUAAGGAAGGAGGGGAAGCGUUGCUGGUCCUGCUGCCGUCUGAAGCCAAAGGGAUGGUGCGACAGCUGGAGGAGAAGAAGGUGCCAAUUAACGAAAUCAAAAUUAACCCAGAAAAGCUGAUAGAUGUUCAGGGAAGACUAGAGGCCUUUUUGGCUCAGGAGCUGGAAAUGAAAGAGCGCGCACAGAGGUGUUUUGUUUCUUACUUGCGUUCCGUCUUUUUAAUGAAGAACAAGGAAGUUUUCGAUGUCUUCAAAUUGCCGCUUGCAGAGUAUGCUCAGUCAUUGGGUCUUGCGGUAGCCCCGAGGGUCCGAUUCCUCCAGAAAGCCCAGACCACCCAGCUUUCAGUAACAGAGCCCAGUGAUGAGCUUCAGGAACCUGGUACCAUCAGUGAUGAGGACAUCGAGGCCUUCAAAAGUCAGUUUGGUGGGAAGAGAGUGGAGCAGGAGAAUGAAGGGGAUACAGCAGAUUCCGACCUACACGGUGAGGAAAGCGAUCAGGUUGAUGAUUCCGGAGAAGAGGGAGAUAAGACCUUGGAGGCGGGGAAAGAAACUGCUUUUCGGUUUACAAAUGAUGAUGAUGAAGAUGAUGACUGUCGAGAUCUUGAUAUUUUUACUGUGAAGAGAAGAGAUGUGUUUGGCGUUCUCGAAGGGGAAACUGCACCGGAAGAUGAAAUGUCCAAAACGAAACUUAAGAAAGCUGAGAAACUGACCAAGGCUAAGGACGCCAAAAAAUCGCUAAAGAAGAAUUUUAAAGUUAACACGAAGAUAGUUUUUGCAGAUGAUGGAGAGGCGAUCCAGCAGUGGCCACUGAUACAGAAAUCUGCUGUGCAAGAAGCUGAGGAUGUGGAGGACGCAGAUAAUGGCAUCAACUUGGCAAAGGCCAAACAGCGGCUGACUGAGGAAGACAAAUUUGACAAAGAAGCAUAUAGGAAAAAAAUCAAGGAAAAGCACAGGGAAAAAAGACUGAAGGAAAAGGCAGCCAGGAGAGCGACAAGUAAGAGAGGGAAAGAGGAAGAGGAGGAGGAAGCUGUUGCGUAUCUUGACCGUAAUGACAGUGAGGAUGAAGUGGACCUAAGCGCUCUCCCAGACCCUGACAAAUACAGAGAUGUGGAAGAUAACGAUGAGGGGUCCAUAGAAGAAAGCAUAAGUGACCGUGAGGAGGUGCCACAGAGGAAGAGAACUUUCAGCAGCAGAUCGGAAGACCAAAAGCCAAAGUCUGUAGCCACCAAAAAGAAGAAGACCACUCCGAGCUCCAUGGAAUCAUUUGAGCCACUGAACACAGGACUUUCACUGGCAGAGGAUGAACAGCUGGUGCUACAUCUUCUAGGCAACAAGAGCUAAUUUAUAUACCCACCUUACAUUUUGUGGACCUCUUUGCUUAUCAAGCCAGUAGCUUUUUAUAUAAUCCGUUUGGCUGUAAAGAAGUUUCAGUUCUCAUGGACAGGAGCUCGGAGAACGCAUUCAGUAUGAUUUACCGGCAGCCGGGAUAUACUGACAGCGGCAUCCUGGCCGCGGAGCGAGCACAAAGAGUCCCCUUGCAGGCUCGGUGGCUCGCUGCGCUCACCACAGGAUCUAUUCCCACUCUAUGGGUGUCGUGGACACCCACGAGUGGGAAUAGUCCUGUAGUGCCAGUAUUACGGCUGGCGGCAUUGCUGACUGUCAGAAUUCCGGCAUCAGUAUCUUGACCGUCGGGAUCCCGACAGCCGGCAAAUUAAGGAUCCCCGUAGAACGACCUCCAACAUCCAGUGUUGCAGGACAUGUAACUCCCUAUUAUCUGACGCUCUAUUACAUUUGUGUGGAUUGUUUUGUUUUGUGUUCUGUUCUUUUCAACCUUCUUGUUCAAAUAUAGUAGAUUAGGGUUCUAAUGAUUAAUGGAACACAACACCUAAAGUACAUAUUGGAUUAUAUAUUAGAGCCACCAGUAAUAUUUACAGUAUAUGCGUGGAUGUAUCAGUUGAUAUUGGCUGAUAUCAGAAAACAGUAGCUGUGUAGGAAAUGUGAGUGGAAUGCCAAACAUCGCAUGUUCAGCCACGAUAUGAGCACUUUUACACAUACAUAGUGUUUGUGAACAUUAUUGGUAGCUCUUUUCAAUAAGGCUACUUGUAUUUUAGGUUUAAUGGUCCUUUAAACACGUGGUAACCAGUCACAGUUAGUGGGUCAGGGUGCGGAACCUCAACAGUGCAGAUACAGGGGGUAAUUCAGAUCUGAUCACAGCAGCAAAUUUGUUAGCAGUUGGGCAAAACCAUGUGCACUGCAGGUGUGGCAGAUAUAACAUGUGCAGAGAGAGUUAGAUUUGGGUGGGUUAUUUUGUUUCUGUGCAGAGUAAAUACUGACUGCUUUAUUUCUACAUUUCACUCUAAUUUCAGUUUGAACACACCCCACCCAAAUCUCUCUCUGCACAUGUUACGUCUGCCCCACCUGCAGUGCACAUGGUUUUGCCCAACUGCUAACUAAUUUGCUGCUGCGAUCUUCUCUGAAUUACCCCCACAGAGUAGGUCAUCCUCCUGGGAUUCUGAGAUGGACGAUGGCUGCAAAUUUAUCUGAAAAGUUAAAGGCCACAUGCUAAAAUUACUGUUUUCAUCUAAUUAAGAAAUCAGUUGUUCUAUUGAACUGUUCUUUAUUGUAUUUAAAAAGCUGUACCGUACAUUACUGAAUAAACAGAUGAUCUUAA